This is a messenger RNA of Liolophura sinensis, 990 nucleotides long. RefSeq lists its product as uncharacterized. The coding region runs from base 1 to 990 and encodes 329 amino acids. The record is from RefSeq and is a predicted model, not a curated record. NCBI's taxonomy places the organism in Eukaryota, Metazoa, Mollusca, Polyplacophora, Chitonida, Chitonidae. The transcript is spliced from 3 exons.
AUGCGUUUUACCGUUACAUCACUACGCUAUGAAUCAUCAGGCCCGCAAUUUUUUGGGAGUGUCGGGGAGGAGCGAAGGAAUGAAUGGGAUGAAGACCAGUCUUCUUCUUCUUCUAACCGGGAUGACGAAGAACCGUGGACACCAUCACCCCCAGCCUCUCCAAUCCUCAUCAUCCCGAAUACGCCGUCACCACCACCCGACGGAGAGGGAAGAAACCUCCGUCCCUGCCCCUGCCUACGGUGUAUGGGUAGAAGAGCUGGUUGGCAAGUGGAGAUAGGGCGGGGGAAUUACGGCAAUCGACUCCAGGAGAUAACCACCACCAACAACAACAACAACACGCCGGAGACACCCCGCCUCACCCAAACACGCAUGGAGCGUUUUACAACACGGAGGGCUCCCGUGGGGCGGGGUAUUGGUCGGGAACUCCCCCGGCAACUGAAUUUGGAUUCGGCGGGGAGUUCAAACCCGGGUCGGGUAAGAUCACCAUCACCCCCAUCACUCCCAUCACCUGUACCAACAACAACCCCACCACGAUCACCUGGGUGGUUGACGGCACGCCGGGGUCGGGCCCGAGCACGUCUGGAUUCGGAGAGGAGUUCGACCCGCCCUACAGCCCGGGUCCCACCCCAACCACGGGACACCAGCCGUGACCGCCGUGAGGAUGAGAACCGGUUACCAUCACCCCUAGCCCAGGCUUUGCCUUCUACCCCGACUAGGGAAGUAGGGGUGGUUAGAGCUCACCCCAACAUGCCGCUCCACACAGCCGAACUCGGGAAUGACAAUUACCUAACCAGUGAGGAACGUAACAGCCUAGUUAGAAAUGUGGAGGAGCGGUUAAGAGCUCAACCGCCCCUACAAUGGUUUCUCAUCCCCGCGGCGGUUGGCGGGAUACCGUUAACAACCACUCCACCGGAGUCAACACCACCACCAGCAGCACCACCUGUCGCACCUGGACCGGGCGCAGUCUUCCUAACCUUCUACUCCACCUAA